AUGGAGGCUGAAUCGCAGGUCCCCACCAAGGGAGCUUUGUACCCGGAGCAACCUGUCAGAGUUGUCGUGCCUCCAAAUCCAGAUGUCAUUGAAACCAAGAAUCUUCGUCUGCGCCCAUUGAAAUCAAGCGACGCGGCACAUAUCUUCGAGUUUCGAUCUCGACAAGAUGUAGCAGAUUGGUUAUGGCCGAAAAUACCUCACAAGCACAUCGAGGAAACAGAAGCAAACAUCGCCGGGAAGAUCUUUCGGACUCCCGAUGCAUCCGGAGCUAUUGGCAGACAAUUUCACUUUGCAAUCAUCGACGCCAAAGACCCCACACAAAAGGUUAUCGGUAUAGUUGGAAUUAAUUCCCUUGCUCCAGCUCCAUCCAUUGGUUACGGCCUCCAUCCGGGCUGUUGGGGCAUGGGCUACGCCAGUGAAGCUGUGACGGGAUUGAUAAAUGCAUGGUGGAAACUGAACCGGAUAGACCCGGCGCAACUAAGAUUGGCGUCAGAGAAGGAAAGACUAUUCGCCGCGUGCAAUAGAGAAAAUUUCGGAAGCAUGAAAGUUCUCCAAAAGAACGGAUUCAAGGUCUAUCGAGAAGUAUACCUCGAUGGAGAUACGCUUGCGCUCCUUGUUCUAGAAAGACCGCAAAGUUAG
Messenger RNA from Penicillium manginii, 639 nucleotides. RefSeq names its product GNAT family N-acetyltransferase. The record is from RefSeq and is a predicted model, not a curated record. Gene Ontology annotation, molecular function: acyltransferase activity, transferring groups other than amino-acyl groups. Bases 1 to 639 code for a protein of 212 amino acids. The transcript has 2 exons. NCBI's taxonomy places the organism in Eukaryota, Fungi, Ascomycota, Eurotiomycetes, Eurotiales, Aspergillaceae.